AUGGAUCUCCGAUCUCUCCUCCGGCCAGCUUCCCAGCUGCUCACUCCCCUCCGCUGCCUCUCCGCCCCCAGAGCAGCAGUAACUACCGUCUUCACCUCCUCCCGCGGCCACAAAACCACCGCCCGCACCAAGCGAGCCCUCAAGAUUUCCCCCCACGACUCCUUCCUACCCUCCCGCACCACCGAAUUCCCCGCCGCCGACUCCAUCAUCUACAAUCCUCCCGCGUCAGAGGCCUCGCCUUCGCACACGCCAUUCAUCUUCCUCCCGCGCAACGACCCGCGCCGCCUCGCCAUCACGCGCCUACGCAGCACCGCAAGCAACCCCACGGCAUACUCACAGACAAACGGCGAGUUGCCUCCCGAGAUGCGUUAUAAGCGCCGCCAGCCCAAAUACAACCUGACAAAGGAGCACAUCGAGGAGAUGCGCCGCCUGCGCAACGAGGACCCUCUGACGUGGAGCGUGCAGAAGCUCGCCCGCAAGUUCGAGUGCUCGACUGUUUUCGUGCAGAUGGCUGCGCCGGCGCCGCCGGAGCACUUGCAGUGGCUCAAGGGCAAGCUGGAGAGGAAGAUGGAAAGGUGGGGGCCGAAGAAGACGGCGGCGAGGGAGGAUAGGAAGAGGAGAGCCGAGAUGCUGUACCGGGGCGAGUUAUAG
Molecule: messenger RNA, 651 nt
Organism: Trichoderma breve
Lineage: Eukaryota; Fungi; Ascomycota; Sordariomycetes; Hypocreales; Hypocreaceae
Product: mitochondrial ribosomal protein subunit l20 domain-containing protein
Exons: 1
Coding region: 1-651 (216 amino acids)
Cellular component (GO): mitochondrial large ribosomal subunit
Molecular function (GO): structural constituent of ribosome
Source: RefSeq, a predicted model, not a curated record